Sabethes cyaneus is the source of this 10519-nucleotide messenger RNA. RefSeq lists its product as uncharacterized. The transcript has 7 exons. Lineage: Eukaryota; Metazoa; Arthropoda; Insecta; Diptera; Culicidae. The coding region runs from base 192 to 2423 and encodes 743 amino acids. The record is from RefSeq and is a predicted model, not a curated record. Gene Ontology annotation, molecular function: nucleic acid binding.
CGGUUCGGCUGUGUUGUUGCAUGUGUUUUCUGAUAAAAUCGCAAUUACGCUUGUCUUUAAGCAAAGCAUUAAUAUUUUAUCUUUGUUCAAAAUCAAGAAUUUCUAUUAGAACCGCUUUGCCAGUUGUUGUUUUUUGAAUAAAACUCGUUCUUUUUUGUGAAGUGAAGUUUAAUAUACUGUUUUAACUCGACAUGCCCCGCAACGAUAAUGGUAAAAUGUCGGUCGAACAGCAGCAACGUAUUCAACCAGGCCGGGUGAUGAUUAUCCUCAUGGAUCCGCUGGUUAUGGACGAUGUCGUGAUACAGGUGGUAAAGCAAAUCGGUAAAGUCAAAAAUAUGCACCGACCAGCCAGUAACCCGCAGUUGAUUUUCGUGCAGUUUGAAGAUCCUGAAUGCAGCACAAAGGCAAUUGAAAUACUGCGUAAUUAUCCUAUAUUCAAAAGUGUUGGUCCAGCAAUAAGGUCUGAGAGAUACGACAGUUUUAAGGAUAACAGCCAAGCAAAUCAAUCCAGAGGCAGUACAGGCGGAAAAUCCAAAGGAAAUCGUCAAAACUACCAAAAUAAUCAAAGAGGCGGUGAAAGUAACCACGUUAACGGUAACAAUUACAGUAAUGGUAACAACUAUCAGGGCGGCAACGACGUACUAUUUCAACAAGCAGAUAGAGAAUUCUCAUCCCAAAAACCAGUGGAGGAAUCGGCCGAAUCACAGCCCGAGAUUCCACUAGGCUGCUGGUUCUGUACGAAAAUGCCCAACUUCGAAUGCCAGUGCGGUGCUUACUAUUGUGAUGUUAGCUGCCAACGUGCGGAUUGGGCAAAGCACAAAGCUUUUUGCAUGCCCCGCCUGGUGCCGAUAUCUUACUCAAAUAAGCGCAUGCUUCAGGAGGCCACAGCUUUUAAGCUGAACUCCACUGCCUCCAGUUCCACGUAUUCGCCUGUAGUACAGGAUACCAAUCUCAAUCAGCAUCAGUCAAAAGGUGCGCCAGACAACAACUCUUUUAAUAACAAUAACAACAAACGUGGUGCCCAAAAUGCUCCUAAGAAGAACUAUUCUAACGCUGCUAAUAAAAAUCUUAAUAAAUCACAAUCGAGCAAUGGUUCCGAUGACUAUCUGGAUGUUGGUAAAAAUCAACAGCAGUCGCCACCGAAAACGAAUAAUUCGCCAGAUAAUGCCAAUAAAAUGAAUCAAUUGGGUGGCAAACUGCAGCGUCUUAAGCUAGCAAAGUCAGCCAUCAAGGAACGUAUUCUUCAGCCGGGACCACUUCCUCGUACCGGUAGUAAAGUUAAAAUAUCUGCAUCUCUUCCCAGUGGAUUUAUCUACAUUUACCAUAAUAAUGCUGAACACGGGGACUCUAGUGACUAUCAUAAAUUGGGAAACAAAAUUUAUCAUGCAUCGAAGGAAGCGCCGGCGCUGAAGGAAAUUCCGCAUGUUGAUGAUGUGAUUUUUGCUCCCUACAUGGGUGGGUUUUACCGUGCAAAAGUACUGCGCAUACAGGAAGAUCAAUUGGAAGUCCAGUUCGUCGAUUUUGGCAACACUGGUGCGAUUCCGUGGAAAACUGCCAAGGAAAUCGCUGAUCAAGAUCUUAAGUGGGCCAAAUACUUGACAUUCCCAGUCCAAUUGGAAGGUAUUGAAAUGUUUAGUAAGGAACAAAAACAGCUCCUGGACGAAUGCGAAGAGUCAGUUGAGUUUGAACUGGUUAAAGCCAGCAGCAUGCGUGACUCCGAAAUGCAACAGGUUGUGCUAAAGCGGUUGAAGGAGACAGUCACGUUGAACAUGCAACUAGUUGAGUUAAAGGAAAAUCUACUCCGAGAAAAAAAGCAACAGCAGGAGCAGAAAGAACGAGAGAGAUCGGAUAAGGAUCGUGCUGCUGAAAAGCAAACGAAAGAUGUGUCUCUGAAGAUAGCAGAUCCUAGUGAUUAUACUCCGGUUUUGUAUGACGAAUCAAUUGAAACCAAGCAGCUCACAUUGGACUCCAAACAGCGAAUGAUGAUCAUUGACGCCAGCGAAAUGUUGGAUACGCGCAUCAUCUCGGUUAUCGGGUGUGAAUAUAUCGAACAGUAUGCUUUGGUAUUGCAAAACUGUCUGAAGCUCGGACCGCUCGAUCCAAACCCAUACCAGCCCACAAAGGAGGGUGAAGUAUGUCUCGUUUUACACGAGUCCGACUGGAGCCGGGCACUGUACGACAUAACUGAGGGUAAUUUUAUGCUUCUUGACGUGGGUAUAAUUGCCAGCAUUCAACCGGCCAACGUCAGACGUUUCCCUCCUACUUUGAGCAAAAUUGUCUAUAAUAACGAGGUCAUCGUUGAAAAUUUGCCUGUGCUGAAGACAAUGAUGGUCAAUGGUAAACCGGAUAGUAUCCACGGUAAGGUGAUCGAAGCAUGGGUCGCUAAUUCGGACGAUGGAGUCUGCGUGCGGAUCGUUCCCUGAUUUGGAUAGGUAUCUCAUCUGUUUUCUGUUUUGGAUGGAAAACAAAAACCAACAACCUUUAACCGUUACUGGGAUGGUAAAGUUUUUUAAGUAUUAAGUGACCUAGUGCGACAAUUUUAUUUUUCUUUGAAACAUUUUUUGCCCAACUACCUAUUUGUAUUGAUCGAAAGCUGUUAAUAUCUUUCAAAAUUUUAAGUAUUUUUUAUGAAUGUUAACUGCUUGAUAAUAAUCAACGAACAUCGACAACAUGAUUAUUUCAAAUAGGCAUCUGAAGCACUGUUCAAAUUUAAACCUCGAAUGUACACUGUCUAGUUUUUGUGCUUUCUCUAUUACUACAUAUAUCAUGCACUGUGCAAGGAAUGCUGACUCGUGAGAAUCCGUUGAAUAUUUGUUUACAGCUACCUUUCUUUUCUGUAAAGCUCUACUCAAGAUGCAAUUAUUUGCAUGGUUAUUUCCUGCAGACAGCCUAUUUAUAUAUCCUUCAUCCAAGGGAAAUAAUGAGCUUCAAACACUGAAAACAUCAACUACGCGAAAUAGUCAGGUCCGCUCAGUUUUUCAAACCAAUCAAAAGGCUAAAUUUUAACAAAGGUUUGACCAUAUCAGCUAACGAAUGUUCACCAUGUUUGUUUCAAUGGUGAACUUUAGUAAUUUUGCAAUACUAGAAAACAGGGAUGGUUCGAUCACUUUGACUCAAUUUUGAUUCAUUUGACAGUACCCUCUCAGCCGACCCAAAUAUGACGAAUUUAUGUACGAGACAUUUGUAGAACUGGUUCUUAUCUACAAUUUUACUGAAAAAGGUUCUGCUGUAUCUUUUGUAGUUACGGUGCUACAAUGCUAGUAACUCAUCAGUGACUAAAUGAACGUUCAUUUAGUCAAUAAUAAGAUACUAGCAUCGUAGCACCGUAACUACAAAAGAUACAGCAAAACUUUAUUUAACAAAAUUAUAGAUAAUAGCUUGCUAUACAAAUGUCCCAUAUAUAACUUUGUCAUAUUUGGAUCCGCUGAGACGGUACUGUCAAAUGAAUCAAAAUUGAGUCAAAGUGAUCGAACCAUCCCUGCUAGAAAAUAAGCUUUGUACUUUUUUCAUUAAGGUUCAAACAAGCGUCAUUGAUUUCUGGGAUUUCAAAACCAGUUUUUAUGCUCAAAACCAAAAGAUUUGUCCAUGAAAAUUUAUCAUCGUGUUCGGAAAGACGCAAAAAACACAAUGAUAAAAUUUGGGGAACAUAUCUUUUGUUUUAAACAAAAACUGCUUUUGAAAUACCAGAAAUCAAUGACGCAUGUUUGAACCUUAAGUAAGCUUUUUUUUUCAUUCUGGUUACUAUGCGAGUGCCAUAGCAAUGGUAAAGUGUUUUAUGAAAAAGAAUCUGUUCGUUGAAGCAAGAACUUGAUACCGACCUAGCUGUUUUGUUUGCUUUUACUUUUUCUUUUCUCUAAAUUUAACUCUACUUAAACCUAGUAGUAACAGCGUUAUUCAGAUUCCUAAAGCUGAACAUGUUUCCAAACUUUCGCUGCAUUAGCAUUUUGCACAUGUGGUGCUUAAUAACUAAUCGAGCGGAUGUGUCGCGCUAUGAACUAAUCGCGCUACGAAAUGUGUGAAAUUCUAAAUCAUCAAAAAAUGUGCACCUUUACAUCGAGUCUGGAUGUGCGGUGGUGCUAUGAUAAAUCUUGUAUUUUGCGGUAACUUGGUAACUUGAUGCCCUGUAUUCUCCGAAUUACUUCGUUUCGUUCGGUUAAUACUAUACCGUUUCAUGCGGUUCAAAUUUCGGCAGAAAGCCACUAUUUUAACCAGAUUAUAGGCGACAAAAAUACGUGCCUGGUUGGAAAAUUGUCGUCACUUACGGUGUCACUUGUUUCUUGCUCAAAUUAAGGGUCGGACGCCGGUGCCCUUCUGUCUUCGCCUAUUAGUUUGUUCUCUUCAAUGAGAACAUUAACAGGGCUUUCAUUAAACUCUGCCCAAAAGGUCCUGAUGGAAAUAUGAAUGCUGCAAUCACUGUUUGCAUAGCUCUCGGGAAGUUAUGAUCAAAGAUCUCAUGUGGUAAACUAACCGCUCUAGGGAUAGGAACAUUCUGGUUAGAUAACACUCUUCAAGUUGCUGUCGGAAAACAGGCGUGAGAGUGUUAUAGCAUUCGAACCAGUAGAUCUUGCCUCAGACACUAAUCCGUAAGUCUGCAUCAGGCGCCUAAUUGCGGUAACACCAGUGGUAUUGCUACGCUUUGUUAUCUUUUCAAGAUUACUGUCUCCGGUUAAAAAUAAAACAACUUCAGAGUCAUUUUGCGGAUCUGAGCGACCGCCAGACCUGCCUUUCUUAGAAAAGUUGUUCACUAGAGUAAUCACAUUUAAUCCCUGGUAUUCAUAUAAAUACCAGUAAAUAAAUAUUGUGCACAGACCAAUGUAAAUUAUUCGAUGAAUGGUUUUUCUCAAAAAUAUACUGCAGUAGUACAACAGAAGCGAGCAUUUAGGUUCAUGCGACGAACCUCUGUGCAGUCGGUUUGAAAAGGAUUUUUCAUAUGUUCGAUUUUCGUUUUCUCUUAGCUUUUGGUCAUUCUUUUCCCCGGGAGGCUGACUCCGAAAUCAGUCAAGGACACUCUAAAAUCAUUUGCGGUCAUUUUUAGGUGGAAACUGGACUCGGCCAGUGAUGAAAAUCCACCGUCACAUUUGUCUGUUCUCGUAAGUUCCUAAACUGCUGUUUUUAAAUGCCAAGUCUGUAGUGUAGGUAAAGUUUUCCGACGACACCAUACGGAGUAUAGCGCAACGUGUUUAAGUCUGCCAACCAACUAGAGAUAAAAAAGGAACCUUUCCCUGCGAGAGUCUCAGGCCGGGCAACCGUUAAUCCCGGGGGGUGGAGCAGGCAGACCUGUUACAAUGUAUUAUGAAUUUUAAUUGGCUAUCGUUAAAUUAGUUUCUAUCGAAGUUAGAUAUCUCCACAAAUUCUUUAUUCCUGUAUCGAACCAAAUCGUUGGGCUGAAUAUUGUAACUUUCGUCUGACAGUCACAGCUAACAUUUCUAUAACAACUGACACAUUUUCGUGCAUGCAAUAGGUGCUCUUGCAUUUUAUUCCCGUUGCACAGCACGUCAUCUAUCGACCGCCAACCACGGUAUAUAUACCUAUAUAGAUUUAAUUCAAUUCCCAGGUCUCUGGUGGCUGUCUCUAUAAAAUGCCAACAAUUGGCAACCCAUGGUCAUAGUAAAGGCCAUUUGCAGUGGUCGGAUAACCGAGCGAAAUGACAACAGUAAUCAAAAAUGGGAAUAAACUUGAGAAUUUUUUUUUAAUAAUUGACUUAAGCGAUCUGAGGAUUAAGAAUAACGUUCAGGUACAUACGUUAAAAAAAUCAUCGUUCUGUAAAUUUCAAAACAUCAACAAUUUUUCUAACUUAAAACAAAAAACUGGGCCAGAUGUUGCGUUCCUGGAGUCUCUACCGUUACUCUUUUUAGCCGUCACCAGAUACGUAGGGCCUUAUGGACACCUACGGGAAAUCUGCUUAAAUUAAAGGAAACGCCGAGUUCCACAAGGCUGUCGAUCUUAACGGAAGUCGACCAGCUGAAAACCAGCUGUUUACUUUUUGUCGAUACAUUAAGUCUUAUACUACGGCCCUAAUUAUCGUGGCCCUGCGCUAUCUUACUACUAUCCUAUGCCGUCGGGGUACCUCCGACGGGAAUCUGACAAGUUAAGUGCUUUGCACCAGUAUCGAUCAAGAAAGGGAAAUCGCCAAUAGGGGUCUUAAAGUUUAUGUACGGCUUUCCCACUCUGGGUUCCAGUCUAAAAAAUGGGCGGAUUCUUUUGCUUCAUCAUUGUUAUCGGUCUGUUCGCUUUCGUUAUUUUGUCUGUCCGGUGGUGUUUUGUCCUUCGUUAUCUUUCAAUGUACGAUCGUAAUAAUGUUCAUAGCCAUAGUAGUAGUCAUUAUUGUAAUAAUCAUCGUAAUAUUCUCGAGGAUCAUAUCGUCUACAGGAUGCGCUUUUCUUUUGUACUGCUGCUGUUGCUGUGAGGAUGAUGGAUGCGGACGUUUGAUUACCGCUAUCGGUCUGGGGUUUGGAUUUUGGUUCUGUGUAAAAUGGUUAAAACGAAAAGCAAAGCUCGGUCGAUUACCGUAACACUCUAACACUCGGGUCCACAUCCAUAAGCUCUGGUCUAGAAAGCCCUGGAUUUUGAUAAAAUUGGAUUUGGAUUGGAUGCCCAACCCGCAUUAUAAGUUUCUUUAACAGAUCCAAAUCGGUAUAGCGUUACACCCUUCCUGAUCGCUUGUCACGGUUAGACAUGCAAUAUGAUCAUUUUACGAGGUGAACGCGGCAAUUACCAACCAACAGCAACUCGCGACUGAGUGCCGUUUCAUAAAAAAUUAAGGGUUUCAUCUUUGGUCUAUCGGCUACAAACAGUUGUUGGGUCGAAUAAGGAUUACCGUGCAAGCACCAUAUUCAAAACAGUGCGUAAUUCCGAACGGUUGCAAAUUUUUCAUAAAUAUUGACAUAAUUCUAGCUAUUUAAACUAUUUAAUCACAACAUCUGAUGAUUUCAUAUUAUUAAAAUGGUUUAAAUAGCUAGAGUUCUAUCAACAUUUAAGAAAAAUUUGCAACUAUUCAGAAUUAGGCACUGUUUUGAAUAUGGUGCUUGCACGAUAUCUAACGAUUUGUUCGGUUAUUGAUUCAUUUGUCUGCAGCGAGUAAUUUUUUAUUGGACCCAGUAAGAUUAAUAUACUAAUCGAAAUGUUGCGCUUCAUAACUACUGUAUUGCUUAAACUCUAUAAAAUGGUGUUGAAAUUACACAAUAGAGACUCCUUGGUUGGCAUCAAUCCAGCUCUUUGCUUCAUUCCGCAAGAAUUCACCCAUUGUGCCAACACGUCGGGCUUGGAUUCUUGAUAAUUUGUAGGAGAUAGAAGCCCGAAGUCGUUUGGGGAGCUUUCCCUUAGCCCUGAUCAUGUACACAAACCAUUUAUCUGGCCUCCUGCUGUCUGGCUCUGCCAGGAACCGUGAACAGUCGGGAGGUAGGAAUUCAACGUCCAAGGGAAUUUCUCCCUCAUCCUCCUCGGUUUCCAUAGCGACAUCCUAAUCACGUCGGGGUUUUUGGUAUUUUUUGGAAUUCCUUUGAUUAAUUAGGAUUGCGGACCUGAGCCUCAAACUCAGCGGGUGAGCUCAUUGCGUAGCCCGCAACAUACCCCGUUCUGAAUGGCAUCUAAAAGUCCCUUGUAGUCGACAUUUCUCGCGUUUAGAGAUUGUGUAAAUCCAAGUUUGCUCCGACAGUGUGUAUAAAUGUGUGUAUGGAUGGAUUAGUAGUCAUAAAGUAGGGGUUUCUGGUCGCCAAGUUUAGUGCCUCGAAGUAUGGUAGGUAUGAGUCUACCUGGUCCACUUCAUUGUCGGGCUUUGCAAUUCUCUCGAUGUCCUCUCCUCCUUAUUGGGUCCAUUUCACUGCUAUCGGGAGGGAAGAGGCAGUGAGUUUCUUUAACAGAUCCAAAUUCUCGAUUCCGGCACAGUUCCGGAAUCUUCCCGAGCCUUUCAUUUGUAUCAAGAUCCAUUGUCUGUGUGACCCCAGAUAAUUCAGUCACAGAAACUUCUUGGGUUAAUAACGAGCGUGGAGUUACUACUGCCACCUUUACUCCGAUCUUAAUUUUGAAACUAGACUAGAGUCCCCUUUAGGUGUGCAGCUACAUCCUACAAAUAUUGGCAUGCCAUGGGAAGUGACAAGCUCAGUUCAGAAACACCCUUAAGGACUAACAUCUCCAGUCAAGAUAGGUGAAAAUAAUUUCUUGGUGCCCGAAAAAUGAAUCGAGUUAGACAAUCGGUUCCAUUAUGAAUGUGUUCUGCGCUGACACUGAUCCAGAAAGCGUACUGUAUUCUGAGUUAUAGUUCAGGGCAAAAUCUAAUAAGUCUGCGAAAAUACUGCAACUGGCAGUCCAUCCGUAUCAGGAUACCAACAAUCUAAAGCCAUCGUACCGAUAAAGUCGGGUACGCCCGUUGAACUUGUUUAUGGUUAUAUAGGUACGAACGAGGUGAUAAGAACAAUUUAAACUACGCGAACUAUGCGACAAAAAUACAAAAAAUCAAGUUUUUGAGAUGCACGCGAAAGCGAAGCCUAAUCUAAUUUAAUUCAAAGACGCCGAGUCACGGGCAGAGGCUGGGCACUUGGCUUGCUCUUGCAGUUAUUCAUCGCCAACUACAGUGAAAGUGACGAACUAACCGUUCUAGGAAUGGAACAGGGUCGUAUUUGGUUACAGCAGGCCGAGUAGAAGUGAAGGACUACGGAGCGGGUGGAUGUAUCCUCGCCGUCGGCAGUUGGGGGCAAUUGGUGGACGCUAUACGCGCAGUAAUAAUUGUUUGUUCUUGAUUAGUUAGUCUUAAAAAGUGUUUAUAAACGGCGUUUGGAAAAUUCUACACUUUGUUUUGAAGGUUUCGACUAAAUUAUUUGCCUAAACUACAUGAACUUUCAACUACUUACUGGCACCGUGGGCUUACCAGCCAGAAAUGGCGUUCCUAAUUUUUAUUUUUAACUUUUUUUUCUCCAUAAAGUGGCUGAUUGAAUCGGAGUCUUAAAACUAUUUAGUUUAUUCAUACACAUUCGCCUAACGCAGAGGCCCUACAUUCUGCGACUACGACUUGCGUUCUGCAGCUGCGAAAAAAAAUCGUGCAGCGACCGAGAACGUUUUGCUGAUUUGAAACAGAAAUGCAAAAUUGUGCCAUUGCAACGGACCGCGAAUGACUUUCCGUUCGGGUAGUAUCUUUCCGGACAAUAAGCCGGGUUCAGACUAUGGUCAAUACUUCGAUGGUCGAGGUUCUAUAUAUUUAUCCCAUUUUGUUUCAAUCAAUUGUUUGUUUUAUUUUCUUAUUCUACCAAGCACAUUUGAAUAUGUGUAACAAGCGAUUCGUCUGUUGAGUUUAUAUUUUCACACGUUUUUAUAUAAAUUGGGAAUUUUCACGAAACUAUUUAAAUAUUUAUUAUAGAUCCUUUCAUUUCUUACACGCGCUCACAUUAUUUUCGAGUCAUAAAAUUGUUGGCUUUGAUUUCCAAAGAAAAUAUAAUUAGAAAUGAGAUAAAUAUCUUUUAAGAUACUUUAAUUAAAGUUGCUCAUUUAUCAUAUUUGUAGUAAGACGCAAUUAUAUGUAGAUUUCCACAAUGUAAGUAAAGUGAACAAAAGCUGUUCUCAACUAAACAUUGAAUUAACAUGAGCUUUUUAUACACGGGAGCACACAUUAAGUUGUUUUCAUUAUUUUGAAUGAAAUAACAAGCGCUAUUUAGAUAUAAACGAGACGAGCGUACUGAGGAUAUUUGCAGUGCUAAUAAUCAUGUUGUCAGAUUUGUUCAAAUAAAAUCUAAAUGCGGGACAGUAACGACCAUAAUAAAAGGUCGCCAAAUAUUAGCUCCCGAAAUUGCGUGCGAGUCUCUCUUUAAGAGUCCGGGACAGGACUUAAUCUCCUUCCCUCUCGACGGACCCGGUGGUCUUUGUCACAUUGCAUAACUUUUAUAUGAAUAUAAAAACAUAAACAUAGUAACUAGCACAUCUAUAUAAAUCUAUAUAAUGAACAAAGCUGAUCUAUAUACGGUGAAAAUUGGUGAAGUAUAAAUAAUCAAACAGUUCUAUUACACCUGUUGCUUGUAUUUUAUGGUGAUUUUCUUAAUCUUCGUAAUAUGUCAAAAUUAAUUUACAAGUCUUUUUCAUUUAAACGAAGAAAAUAAUAUAGAUGCAAACUAAAACUGUAAGCGAUUCCAACCACAACAUACGUUUCGACAAAAUCUUUUGAAGCCUGAUAUUUCGUAGCAAACGUUCUGGAGAGUGGUUUUCUCUUUUCUGCUCCUAUCUAAAUUGACCACUGCUGUUCGUGACUGCUGCUAAAAUUUUGGGUUUUUCUGCACUACCACCACUUGUACUGGCCAAUUAUGGUCCACUAUUAUGAACCAACUACGUGUACAUACAUACAUACAUACAUACAUACACGUGCAUUCUAUAUCGUUACAGACGCAUCUAUUUCAGCUAUCAAAUUGAAUGUCAGUUCUUGACUAAUUUCUUUGUUCGUUUAACUUUUUUUUUAAUUUCAAUUUUCUCUGACUGUACUAUGAAUAUAUAAUACUAGAAUAUAAGUUGAUCCUUUCAAAAUAACAAUAAAUGCACACGU